AUGGCAGAGCGGGCCCUGCUGCUCCGGGAACCUGAGAACAAGGAGACAAGCCUGGUGCGUAUUGGGAAGUGGACUUCACAGAAGUCAAACAAGAUGCACAGCCAGAAAGUAGAAGGCGGCUCCGGGAUUCUGAGCAGCGUUUUGUCUUUGGCGCUGGCCCCUGAGCGGAGCCUCCUCUUCAGCGGUUCCAUCUCCUGGAGAGCCCAGUUGUCUCUGCAGCAGCGUCUGUCACCCUGUGACCUGCAGGGUCUGUUGACAUUCAAGGAUGUGUCUAUAGAAUUCUCUAUGGAUGAAUGGGCCUGCCUGGACCCUGCUCAGCAGAAUUUGUACCGGGAUGUCAUGUUGGAGACCUACAGAAACCUGGUCUUCCUGGGUCUCGCUGUCUCUAAGCCAGAUCUCAUCAUCUGUCUGGAGCAAAGCAAAGAACCCUGGAACAUGAAGAAACACCAGACAGUUGUCAAAGACCCAGCUAUAUUUUCUCAUUCCACUCAAGAUCAUUUGCAACAGAAGGGCAUACAUAUUUUCUUCACAGACAUGAGCAGAUAUGGGAGCCGUGGCCUUGAGAAUUUAAACUUAACAAAAGAUUGGGAAAGUGUGAAUGAGUGUAAGCAGCAGAAAGAAUGUUAUAAUGGACUUGAAGAGUGUCCAACAGCUACCCAUAGCAAAAUCUUCCAAUGUGAUAAGUGUUUCAAAGUCUUCAGAAAAUUCCGAAAUCUAAAUAGGCAUAAGAUGAUACAUAGAGUAGAGAAAUUAUUUCAAUGUAAUGAAUGUGACAAAGGUUUUAAUUGGUACUCACAAAUUUCUGCACACAAAAGAGUUCAUACUGAAGAGAAACCCUACAAAUGUGAACAAUGUGGCAAAGCCUUUAAGUGGUGCUCAAAUCUCACACUACAUAAGAGAAUUCAUACUGGAGAGAAACCCUACCAAUGUGAGGAAUGUGGCAAAGCCUUUUAUCGGUACUCAGACCUUUCUGCACAUAAAAGAGUUCAUACUGUAGACAAACCCUACAAAUGUGAACAAUGUGGCAAAGCAUUUAAAUUACACUCAGUCCUGCAAGCACAUAGAAGAAUUCAUACAGGGGAAAAGCCCUACGAAUGUGAAGAAUGUGGCAAAGCCUUUAAUUAUUACUCUAGCCUUUCUGUACAUAAAAGAGUUCAUACUGGAGAGAAACCCUACAAAUGUGAAGAAUGUGACAAAGCCUUUAAUAGAUCCUCACAACUUUCUGAACAUAAGAGAAAUCAUACUGGAGAGAGACCCUAUAAAUGUGGAGAAUGUGGUAAAGCCUUUAAUCGGUCUUCAAUCCUUUCUAAACAUAAGAGAAUUCAUACUGAAGAGAAACCCUACAAAUGUGAAGAAUGUCACAAAACCUUUAAUCGGUACUCAAACCUUUCUUUUCAUAAAAGAAUUCAUACUUGAGAGAAAUCCUACCAAUGUGAAGAAUGUGACAAUGCCUCUAAUAGUAUUCCAAAUUUUUUGUACAUAAAAUAAUUUGUACUGGAGAGAAACUCUAUGAAUGUAAAGAAUGGGGCAAAACUUUUAACUAGACCUCAGACCUUAUUAAACAUAAUAGAAAUCAUAGCAGCAAAAAAUCCCAAGAAUGUAACUCAUGUGACAAAGCCUUACCUACUCAUCACAAUUUUCUGUACAAAAAAGAAUUCAUUCUGAAGAAAAACUCCACAAGUGUGAAGAAUGUGAGAAAGCUUUUAACUUUCACUAACACCUUCCUAUGCACAACAAAUUUAUAACCGAGAGAACCCUUAACAAUUGUGAAGAAAGUGGCAAAUCCUUUAACCACUACUCACACUGUUCAAUACAUUAAAGAAUGCAUAUUGAAAUUCUACAAAUAUGAAUAGUGUAAUAAAUUGUUUAAAUAUUUCUUAAGCUUUCUAAUCAUAAUUAAUGCAGGAGAAUAAUGUCACAAAGCCUCUAACUUGUGUUCUUGCUGUUAGAUAGGGAUAAGAAGAGAGAGGGUCCAGUGAUACUAGGAGUAUUUUGUCCAUAGUAAGAAGAACAAAUUGACCAGAGGAGUUUUCCAAGAAGGAAAACAUAACAUGUCAAGAAGGCUUCCACAGACUGAGCAGGUAUUAGUUCUUAAAAAAAAAUGGAUCUUGUGUGGCAGAGAGGCCACAAAGUGGACAUAUGGCCAAGACCACCAAAAGUGGUCUUUGGAGCAUGCAUACAAGUAAGGGGACAGUACCCUCAAGUGAUUCAUUAUCUUUAACUUAGUAGCAAUUACAGCUGCUCGGGGACAGUUUGCAAAUACUGUGACAAUCGCCAGAAAAUGCCACACACACACACACACACAAAAGGUAGGACUCAACUAUUACAAGAAAAAUUAUAUUUUAUGCCUCCCCCUCUUAACACAGAUUUAAGAAAUGGACAUAAACUGGAAAGAUCUUAUUAAACUCAGGGCCUUUUCCACAUCAGGAGGUAGGCCCUUUCCUUCUCUGGAAUGUAUAUGCUUUAAUAAACUUUGGACUUUUGUCUGCUUUUAUCUACUUGGUAUCCUCAUUUAUUUCAUUGACUUGGUACUAGUAGCCAUUCAUUUCACUUGGAACCAAAACCCAGGGAAUAUAACCUGACAUCUAGUCCCCACACCAGAUAUUUAGGGACCAAAAUUUGGGGAAAAAAUACACAUCUUCCGCAAGAUAAGGUAAUGGAACUCUAGACAUUGUAAUGUUCACUCUGCCUGCUGCAUAUUAUUUAUUACUCCUACAUCUCUCUCAAUGUCUUUGCUUUCCAGAUAAUGAUUUCAUUCUCCCUGCUCCUCCUCCUCCUUUUUCUUUUCUUUUUUUAUUUCUUAUUCUCCGUCAACCCAACCCCCCAGCCCCCACAGUUGGUCCUGAUAGUGAAAAGCUUAAAAGAGGCCUCAGACUUGACAAGCAGAAUUUUCAACCUGGCCUUUGGUCUUGAUAACCAGUGUGGGGUGAAGAGAGGGUUAGAGAAUGCAGGGCCAGCAUCAGGCCAAGAGCAGAAAGAUGUUUUUCAAAUGGUUUCUACCACUACGGAAGAAAGUUUUUACUGCCAGAGUUACUCUAGAGGCUCAAGCAAGAAGACUGCAGGACUGAACCCUGUCCUCACUAUGACUCUGGGUCCCUGGAAAAAGAAAUGCCUCAAGAGUGGUCUCUGCUGCGACCAUGCCCCACUAUCAGAGAGAGAUACUGAAAGUGAUAUUGCCAUAUCCUUAAGAUAGUAUUUCACUCACCUUCCAGAUCGCAUUGAAAUCCUGACCCAUUGUUCUCCAUACCCACUGAUUCUCUGGAACUACUGUGAGAUCAACAAACCCCAGUUUCAGAACAAGCUAUAUUUUGUCUUGCUGGGUUUCCUGAUCCUUGUGUAGCGGAUAGUAAUAACAACACUGGAGCUACUCCUCUGCUUCUCCUGAAUUUUCAGAACUUCUGUUUUUCUCUCCUGUCUCCAUACUAAGGAUGGACAAUGCAAUCCUUCUGUGUACUAUAUAAACUCUGAUCACUGGGAGGUCAUGUCUUCAUUUGUUUUAGCUUUUUCCAACUGCCUUAUCCAAUUGUUUGGAUGAAGUCUUAAGUUUAAGUUAUACACAUAAAUAAUCCUUUAAUACCACAGGCCUCCUUCCUCAGGCUCUAAAAAAAAAAAAAAAAAAAAAAACUUACUUUGUUUGAAAAUAGAAGAAAAAUUCAAGAAGGAACCAGGGCAUAGAAGACAUGUGAAGGAAGUCAUAAAUAUGAAGAUAUAUUUUAGGUAAGGAAUGUUAAUAUGAAAAGAGAUAAAUUUUGAGUAGGAAAAAAAAGAACUUAAUUAGAAAUAUCUAUCCUGGCUGGAUGCCCAUUGCUCAGUGGUUAGGGUGCUGGCCACAUGCACUACAGCUGGUGGGUUUGAAACCAGCCCAGGCCUACUAAAAUAAAAAUAGCCUGGCAUUGUGGUGGGCACCUGGAGUCCCAGCUACUAAGGAGGCUGAGGCAAGAGCCCAAGAGUUUGAGGCUGCUGUGAGCUGUGAUGCCAUGGCACUCUACCAAGGGUGAUAAAGUAAGACUCUCUCUCUAAAAAAAGAAAAAAAAAAUGUCUAUCCUAAAACAUCUCAUGACUUAAGAUAGAAAAUUUGGGGCAAGCAGAGAGCUCCCACAUGUAAAAGAUGGUCUAUGUAAGAUGUAGAGGUUUCUGAGAGUCAAUUUAGAAAAACUUUGUAUGGGAACAAGUUGGCUAAAAUGAAAAAGGCAUCUUUAGUUAAACAAUAUAUUCUUUUCUCAGUUAUGUUACUUAUGUUUAAAACGUUUUUAGUCUUCUGUUUUUUGUAUAUGUUUAAAUUGAUAAACAAUUUUUAUCAAAUAUUCAAGGUUAAUUUACCAAUACAGAGUUAAAAUAAAACCAACUCUCUAUA
Molecule: messenger RNA, 4354 nt
Organism: Nycticebus coucang (slow loris)
Lineage: Eukaryota; Metazoa; Chordata; Mammalia; Primates; Lorisidae
Product: zinc finger protein 679-like
Exons: 5
Coding region: 1-1416 (471 amino acids)
Biological process (GO): regulation of transcription by RNA polymerase II
Cellular component (GO): nucleus
Molecular function (GO): RNA polymerase II cis-regulatory region sequence-specific DNA binding; DNA-binding transcription factor activity, RNA polymerase II-specific
Source: RefSeq, a predicted model, not a curated record